Thelazia callipaeda (thelaziosis nematode) is the source of this 1017-nucleotide messenger RNA. The record is from the annotation of a GenBank genome assembly. NCBI's taxonomy places the organism in Eukaryota, Metazoa, Nematoda, Chromadorea, Rhabditida, Thelaziidae.
AUGAAAAUACGCUUCCAAACAAAUCAAUCUGUUUCGCGUAUAUCAGCAUCGCUUAAUUUGUGCGGCCAGCAUUAUAUCCAAUUCAUAAAUGCCUUAAUUCGAAUUGGUUUGGGAAGACUUAUGUUGGCAGUUAACUCAGACAUAGGUCAGACUUCUAAAAGUAGUGUGCUUAAAAUAUUUGUAGUUACUAGUUUGUACUGGCUCGUUCAUUUCUUGCUAUUUAUGUUUGUGGGUUGCGAAUAUCUUAUUCUGUUACCGUACGAGCUAGAAGUACGGCCAUCAUUUGUUGUUCCUAUGUAUUACAUCACUGGGAUAUAUUUGGUAAUCUCUAUUUUAUUUCAUUAUCAGAAGGCGUGCUCAGUGGAUCCUGGACGCCCCGAUCGUUCAGGUGCAGAACCGCUGUGCGUUUCUUGUGGCUAUCACAAACCAGAAGGUACUCACCAUUGUUCUUUAUGUGGCCACUGUGUAUUGUAUAUGGAUCAUCACUGUGUAUGGAUCAAUCAGUGUGUAGGUCUCAAUAAUCAUCGUUAUUUUUUACAAUUCGUUGUCUAUGUGUGGCUUGCGCAAUGCCUGAUACUUAUAGCAAAUUAUACUGCUUUCUGGGAACACCUUUAUUCUAUCAAUCGCCUGUUGCCAGUACCGUACUGUACACGUCAUUUAUCGUUGGCACCUUGGUGUGGUAUACUGUGUUCACUAAUGCCAAAUUUUUUGAACAGCUAUGUUUGUUUUGUUUAUGGACUUGCUUCGCUCUUAUUUAUCAUUCUUGGAAUAUUCUCAGUAUGGAAUAUGUAUUUAAUUUCAAUUGGCGAAACUUUCGUUGAUUAUUUGCAACACAGUGGUGAUAAUUGUUACCAGAGGAAAUGGCGAAGCAACCAUGGAUUUGUUGAAAACUGGCGCUGCUUUUUAGGAUUAAGUCAAGACCAUACUUUUUUGCGACACAUUCUUUUGCCGUCUUCUCAUUGUCCUAUCAAAAAACUUCUGACAUGUGAGAAUGAAAGUCAUACAUUCAUCGUAUGA